This is a messenger RNA of Suillus clintonianus, 977 nucleotides long. RefSeq lists its product as uncharacterized. NCBI's taxonomy places the organism in Eukaryota, Fungi, Basidiomycota, Agaricomycetes, Boletales, Suillaceae. The transcript is spliced from 2 exons. The record is from RefSeq and is a predicted model, not a curated record. Bases 352 to 858 code for a protein of 168 amino acids.
GCGUGGUCAAGAUCUUAUUUCAGACGAACUGCGAAUGGGCUGAUGGUUUGUGUGUAGUAGGAAGCCCAUUGGUGGAAACUAGCUUGUUCUAACACUUGUGGACGCAGUGGUUGACUCGUAGAUUUUCCAUCACUUUAGUACUCGGUGCCGACAUUAACACAUCAAUGAUGACGCAGCUGGUAUGGCAGCCUCUCUUGGAUGCUCUUGGAAGUCACCAAUUCAAGGCGUCGAACAAAAGAUCCGAUCGAAGAAACGUCAUGAUUAUGCAACUCGAUUGAGGAGAUACUAUUAGGAGAGGGUGACAGCCCAUAAAAGCUGCAGCGACUUCCCAGCUUCCACCAUCCCAAAAAAAUGCCCGACAUCACUGUAAUCAACGAUAUCGAUGAAAACAUCCACGUUGCUUUCUUCGUAGGGGUCCCUACCAAUUGGAAAAAUAACCUCAAGCCUGGAGAACGUUGGACAACACACCUGGCCAGCCUCCCGCUGCACUUUGAAGUGCGUUGGGCGCAUCGGAUUGAUUUUGAUACAGGGAACAUUUGGUGUAGUCAGGAAUUCAGCCAUAAUGACUCUAUGGAGAUGUUUGCAACCAUAGGAGGCGCUUGCGCUGCUGGUACUGCCUCGGUAGUUUCAGCAGGUGGCCUACUUGCUUGCGAUAUGGUUGUGGGCAUCCCCAUAAUCUCAGGGCCACUCAUGGCCGUUGCGAACGCUGGUGGUGCAAAAUAUGGUGAUUGGCGUGCUGAUGUGAGGCUCUGCACCGCAAGAGUGUGGGUACCAUUUUGGAACAAGCAGUAUUCGGUCAGGAUGGUUGAAGGCAGGGGUUGUGUUCUGUGGGAUGUUGAUGACAAUGCGAUGGUCUGAUGAACUUGUCGCUCUACUCAAUAACGCCUUUGAUUGCGAGUCUUCUAUAGCCCCUGGAAUUGAAUGCAUGAAAGGGCUGAUGUAUGACGGCUGAGUCGUGCAAGCCUGAUCGAUAGAUA